CAGAUGAUAUCAACAGGACCAAGCAUCAUACCUUCUUCCAAACACCUUCAAAAGGUUUGCCAUCAGAUAAAUCAGGACAACAUAUUUAGUGUAUCACCAUAUUCCAUUAAUGGAGCAUCAGAACAUAUGAUCAUCGGGGUGUAAUUUUAACUCCUAGUAGUUUUGAAGAGGAACUGCAGAUGCAUUGGCAAAAUGAUAAUUUGCAAACAACUGACUCCAACCUCAGUUGGGAUGUAUCCCCUGAUGAGCUUGAUGUGCUGGAGGAUGAGAGGAGCGAGAAACAACUGUCCGCACUGGUGCGAAAUUCUUAUAUGCUACACCUUAAGAGGUGUCUAAUUAAGAAUUUUGAAAAAUGGUCAGAAGCGUCUGAUUCAGAAGCUAGAAAACCUGAUGAAAGCAAUAUUGUAAAAUACGCAAAACUGCUGGAGAAAAAGGCUUUGAGGAGUUGCAUGCUAACAAAUAUUUACCAAAAAUCAAUGGUGCAGCUGAUAUCAGAAAUUAAGGCGGCAACGCAGAAAAAAUUACUGUAUAAUGGUUUUGUAGAUAGUAUCGUACAAUCAGAAACAGAUUCCGUGAUGAACCGUUGUGAUAAGUCAGUACAAACUGAUGAAAUUGAAACUUUGUAUACAGAAUUUGGCCCUUUUUUAAACUCUAAUCAUACUGGCCAAGAAGCAAAAACAAUUAAAAGGACAGAAAGUUUAGACAGUUACGAAGAACUCUUAAAUAUGCUCAUGUCUCCUACAAAUACCCCUAAACCAGUCGAAUCCCCUUUUGCCAACCUACCCAGGCAAGGUUUGAACAAGAAUAACGUCUUGAACAAUAACAAGAAAGAGUCUUUAAAUGUGGAUGAAAGUGAAGCUGACUUUCAAUCAAUGAAAGAGUCAAAUAUUACCAGGCCCCCUCUUGACGACCGUUUGCAAGUCCUUGCCGAUCUAUUCGCUGAUCCUGUUUCACCCAUUAACAUAAAAGAACCUGAAAGGAACAAUCAACCUAAUAAUAAACUUCAAAUUAUAGAAAAUAAAAUUGUACAAAACAAGAGAGGUUUUGAACACCAUUGUCAUAUGCAAAAUGUUUUGCCGCUCGAUUGGUCUGUCGAGUUGUCCGCACAAGAAUGUAAUUUAGAAAUUAUCUUACAAAGUUUAUCACCUGUGAAAAGGAUAAUCGUUGAAAAGAGGUUUAAAGAUUUAUUCGGAAACGAAGAUACUGAUGAGUGUGUCAUAAUUUCAAAAGAAGACAAGGACGCCUGUCGCAAAAAAAUCGCCGCUAUUGUGGUCGCCGAGUUGACUCCGCAGUACAAAAAAGGAAAAAUUUCUACAAGAUCGGUGUUUAAACUACUAGCAAAGAAAAUCACCGAACAGAUUUUACAUAAAUCAUACAAGCCUCAACCUGAAAUGGUAAAAAAAAGUGUAGCGGACACAUUAGCCAAGGUACCUCAGUUUAAUGACGUUGCUGAUCUCAAUUAUGUUUAAAACUAUUGAAUAUAUUACAGUUUUGCUUUUGUAACAAUAUAAUAGUAUUAGUAGUUAACCCACCUGGCAGACGGACUAAUGUCCAUUGUCUUUUGUAAAUUUAAAUGUAAAAUUAGUAGUUAACCCUAGGAAGACUUGUUUCAGUAUCAAAGUAUUUAUCAAUUUUAUGCCCGUUAGUAGUAUGUACGUUUCAAAAUGACAAGUUCAUUGAAUUUCAACUGUGAUAGAAUAUCCCUCUACGAGGUUAGAUAAGAUGAAAAGGGCAUAUGCAUUUUAUUUGCUUGUGUUUAUUUUAUUGAAAAAAUAAUUAAUUUUUUAUUUUACUGCGAUUAAUACCUAAAAGUUUUGGUAGAAGAAAUUUUUUUUAAAUAAUAUAUAUUAUAUAUUUCUUUAACAUUCACCAUAGCAAUUUGUUUGUAGUAGUUUAACAAAAGUUGCAAUCCUAUAAUGAUGCCAAAGGUGGUUUUCUCUGUUGUGUUAAUUUUUUUAAAAACAUAAUACAGAAAUUUUUGUAAA
Messenger RNA from Cimex lectularius (bed bug), 1985 nucleotides. RefSeq lists its product as uncharacterized. The transcript has 6 exons. The coding region runs from base 180 to 1469 and encodes 429 amino acids. The record is from RefSeq and is a predicted model, not a curated record. NCBI's taxonomy places the organism in Eukaryota, Metazoa, Arthropoda, Insecta, Hemiptera, Cimicidae.